AUGACGCAAAAAAGACAGGUGGAUCCUCUGCAUUCCUUCCUAGCAGGCUCUUUGGCUGGAGCUGUCGAAGCCUCGAUAACAUAUCCCUUCGAGUUUGCCAAGACAAGAUUGCAGCUGGUCGACAAAUCCUCUACUGCGUCCAGGAACCCACUAAAACUUAUCUACAACACUGCAAAGGUACAAGGUCUGGGUUCAAUUUACGUGGGCUGCCCAGCCUUCAUCGUCGGAAAUACUGCGAAAGCGGGUGUAAGAUUUCUGGGUUUCGAUGCCAUUAAGAACGUUCUCAGAGAUCCGGUUACAGGAGAACUGAGCGGUCCUAGAGGUAUCGUCGCAGGUCUGGGAGCAGGUCUACUGGAAAGUGUCGUAGCUGUGACGCCAUUUGAGGCCAUCAAAACUGCUUUAAUCGACGACAAGCAAAGCAGUCAACCAAAAUACCACAACAACGGGCGUGGUAUGUUUCGUAACUAUUCAAAACUGGUCGUAGACCAAGGACUUUCAGGUCUUUACCGCGGUGUUUUGCCCGUCUCCAUGAGACAGGCCGCGAAUCAGGCUGUCAGAUUGGGUUGUUACAACAAGAUCAAGACUCUUAUUCAAGAUUACACCAAUACGCCGAAGGACAAACCACUCUCUUCUGGUCUCACCUUCGUGGUUGGUGCAUUUAGUGGCAUUGUUACCGUAUACACUACCAUGCCCAUCGACACUGUUAAGACGAGGAUGCAAAGUUUGAGUUCUUCUAAGUACACCUCAACUCUAAAUUGUUUCACCACCGUGUUCAAAGAAGAAGGGUUAAAGACAUUCUGGAAAGGCGCUACGCCCAGACUGGGUAGGCUGAUUUUGAGCGGUGGUAUCGUUUUCACCAUCUACGAAAAAGUCCUAGUUGUCCUCGGAAAUUAA
Lachancea nothofagi CBS 11611 is the source of this 894-nucleotide messenger RNA. Lineage: Eukaryota; Fungi; Ascomycota; Saccharomycetes; Saccharomycetales; Saccharomycetaceae. The record is from the annotation of a GenBank genome assembly.